UUUGAUGACGCAGGUGGCCACUGACCUGUUUUGUGAAUUGCAGAGAAAGAAAACGCAGUUGAGUUGAGAGAAGCUUUGAAAGAUACUUUAACUACAAAAACAUGAAGGGGCUCUCUACCACCGUGAUUGGGAGUAUGCCAAAACCCGAAUAUCUUCAAAUUCCUUGUUGGGUGAAAAAUGGCAAGGAAGUCAUAGAUUUCGUCAAGGAAUACAACACCAUCAUGGCCGGCAAACAUUCUGAAGAUAUCGAGAAUCAACUCACAAGGGCAACACAUGAAGUCAUUGACCUACAGACGGAUGUUGGGUUGAAAACAAUCACAGAUGGGGAGUUACGCAGGGAAAAAUACAUUUACACUUUCUGUCGCAGCCUUAAUGGCUUUGAUUUUGUAAAUACCAAGAAAAAGAUUUGCAGGAAUGGCGCUUGGGAAGGGCUUCUGCCAACGAUUGUGUCAAAAGUUUCGCACAAAGAAGAACCAGGUUUCAUGGCAAAAGAGUGGAAGUGGAGCCAAAAUAUGAGUGAAAGGCCCAUCAAAGUGACGGUUCCAGGACCAAUGACGAUCAUGGACACCUUUUGUGAUGACUUUUACAGUAACGACGAAGAGUUGUUAAACGAUCUUACUAAAUGCAUCAACAUUGAGCUGAAAUUGUUAGCAGAGGCAGGAUGCAAGGAAAUUCAGGUUGAUGAGCCAGUGUUGAUGAGGUACCCCGAAAAAGCACUUGAAUUUGGAAUCAAAUAUUUGUCAGCCUGUAUCGUUGAAAUGCCAAAGGAAGUUUUCAAAACAGUGCACGCCUGUUGUGGAUAUCCACAAUAUUUGGACCAAACAGACUAUGAAAAGGCUGACAAAGGAGCCUAUUUGAAAUUGGCGACUUGCCUGGAAAAUUCUGGGUUCGAUGCACUGUCAAUUGAGGAUACGCAUCGCAGAAAUGAUCCCGAGCUCUUCAAAGCUUUCAAGAAAAUCAAAGUCGUGCUUGGAGUUAUUGACGUUGUCAAAAGUCGAGUGGAAACAGUUGAAGAAAUCCGCCAACAUAUAUCAGAUGUUUUGAAGUACAUUCCCAAAGAACGUUUGAUCAUUGCUCCAGACUGCGGAAUGUUGUUCUUGCCUCUCGACCUUGCCGAGCAGAAGUUGACAAAUAUGGUGAAAGCAGCAAGUUUAUUUUAAAAAAAGCGUGUUUGCAUCGUGUUUUAUAAAUUUUGGGCGAUUUUCACAAUUCGACUCAUUGCUUGUUAAAUUAAGUAGAAUUAAGUAGAUUAACUUUCCUAAACGUAGGUUGAAUUUGUUAUUUGGUUCAUAAAUGUUGUUAUCAACGAGGGUUGAGAAUUGCACGCAUUUAUUGACAUGAAACGGCCAAUAAGGAAACCUAGACCUAAUAUAACCAAAAGAUUAUAAAAAAUAAUACUGAUCAACACCAAAAUUAAGAAACUGCUUGAAAAUACAAAUGUACGUAAACUGCUCGCAUACAUACAUGAUCAAUGCAAUAUCUUAUCAUAGCAAGAGAUUGAGCUCGAAAAACUUUCCGUCGAAUUCUUAUUUAUCGCUUCAAAAUCUCUUAAUACAGUUAUGACAUCAAAACAUUGUGUCGCUUUGCAACUGAAUUCCAUAUCCCAAUGGAAGCUCUCUUCCUUGACAAAAAUAUUAAACUCUUUGAAUGACAGCAUUUGAUUGAGUGCUGGUGACUGAGAUAUAACACACAACAUAUGACUAAUCUAUUCAGUAAUGUUGUUAAGAGAUACAAAUCACAGUAUGACGUCACGGUAUAGCCUUGCCCAGACCCCAGCUUUCCGACAACGUCUUAACAUAAUCAUGUUUCAAUAAAUCAUAUCUAUAUUUCACCCAUAACUUGACUUUGAAAGUUUUUUAUACGUAAAGAUACUUACAGCUAGGCCCAGGCCACCAGGAGUUUUCUGCAUCCAUGCAAAUACUAGAAAGAAACAGAUGGAAAUGUAUUAAAAUAUGUUCAAGGUACAUUUGACGCGCAAAGUGUUCACACUUACAUGAUAAGUCUAAUUAAAGGAACAUGGUUCUUAUUUAAAUGGUAUUUUGGUGAUUUGGUGCCAGCAUAAAAAUUGCAGUUAACACUUCAUUGAUUUUAGGUAGCUAUGCAAUUCCCCUAAAAAACAACCGUUUUGUUUCAUUUCUGAUUCAGUUGCCUUUCAAGUAGCAAAAUUAAUAUUGAAGACUUAAAUUUAGGCUGAAUAUUUGAUUACCAUGCACUAGUCUGGGGACCGGAUACAUAAAGCUUGAAAAUGGAUGUACUAGAAGCAUACUGAGCAACAAGCCCCCCUUACAAUACCACUCUGAUAACAAAACAACGGCCUACACAUAGACCUUGUCGAAUUUAAGAGCUGAAUGAGCAUUCGACUCGUUCCUUUGUGUGCUAUAGAUAGCUUAGUUGUUUUGCUUUUAAAAUAUCUGAUAAUCCAGACAUACGACAAUGUAUGGCUAAAGGUUACCUAGUCUGCCAAAAUACAAUUGUGACACAGAACAGAAAUUAGGCAGAAGGGGAACUCCUGCCUAUCAGGUGAAGCCUGAUAAAACCUGCGCAUGCGUUAACUUAUACGAGGCUUAGCAUGUAUCUGUCGGGGAAAUUUUAAAGAAGAAUGAAAGGAGACAACUUUAUUUGAGACGAAAUGCCCCAUGAUAGUGAACAAAUUCAAUUAUGUAUCAUAAUUCGUUUAUAUCAGAUUAAUGAAUGAUAAUUUGUCAUGGCUAAGUUCGUCUAAUGAGAUCGAGGUUAAAGGGGAGUUAAGGAAUUCUAUUGUUGACUCGGGCUUCAAAAAUAACAAAGGAACCGACAAGAGUUACCCUUCUGCCUAUUUCCUAUUCUGUGAUUGUGAUUUUCACCUUCCAUUUUGCAAGGGUGAUUCAUAAAUUGAAACGGUUGAAAUGUGGAGAGACUUGAAUAUGAGAGUGUCUUGACCAAACCCUAUUUAUCCACUAGGGAUCCUUUCAAUGGUCAUAAUUUCAAUCAUACAUACAAUCGAAUCAUGAAUACUACCAACAAAUACAGCAAAGCACUUUUUGUUGUACAAAAUGAACUUUCAAAAAAAGGAAAGUUUUACAAGUUUUCUAAAGAGUGAAAGCUUCUGAUGUCCUCUUGAUUACACGUCUCCGUCAAUAAAAUACCCUGAACCCAUAUUUGCUUGCAAUUGUAUAACGAUUGAGGUCUAAUGAAUGAGAACAGCACGGUAGUCUGUAGAUGGUUGGAUGGUAGAAGUAAAUGUUAAUUUAUUUCUUUCAAUUAAUUAGAAACUUAGAGAAGUUGUCUUUUUAUCGUUUGAUUUUGGUAUAAACGAACCUUAUUAAGCUUUGAGUGUCAAAAACAUAACCUCUUUUGGACUUA
Rhopilema esculentum is the source of this 3342-nucleotide messenger RNA. RefSeq lists its product as uncharacterized. The record is from RefSeq and is a predicted model, not a curated record. Gene Ontology annotation, molecular function: zinc ion binding; 5-methyltetrahydropteroyltriglutamate-homocysteine S-methyltransferase activity. Lineage: Eukaryota; Metazoa; Cnidaria; Scyphozoa; Rhizostomeae; Rhizostomatidae.